CCAUCAGGUGACAAAUGAGGAACAUCUGCCGAGAGACCUUUCCGGGCACCAUGCGUUCUCUUGAGAAGUGGCGCCUGAGGGCGAUGAGCACCAUGGGUCUUGACCUGUCAAGGUCCAUCUUGAAUAUAAUAAUAGAUAAUAAUAAUGUCGGCCAGGAAUUCUAGGCAAUAAUUCAGUUAUCCUCCCAAUACGGCUAGCGCAAGGCGCUAUAGCUGCCAGUCCCCACAUGAGCUUCAGUGAGCAUCAAGAAACCCAUCUCCAAAGCAUCCAAAGCAACUCCAAUGUCGUCCUCAUACUGGUUUCGUAAGGACCCUAACCCUGGAACUAUCAUUACCCUUGACCAACCCGUCCCUUCCCGGUGGAAGAUCCUUGAGCAGUUGAACGAGCAUGACUAUCAGGUUAACGAGGAGGAAAACCAUGAGUAUGGCUUCCGUUCUUUCGCCUCGGCCAAAUACCUAUGCUGCGAUCCCAAAGCCCGGACUAAGAAAGCUUUCAUGCGCAUUUACAUUCAAGUUGCCCAUCGGAAGACUGAAAUGGAUGAUGCGGAUACCAGAAGCCGACAAGCCACAACAUACAACCCCCCAGAAUUGAUCGCCUACCGGGACCUCACUGAAAAGGGCUCGAGUCACACACCAAAGCUUCUCGGAUACAAGACUGAUAAACAGGAUCGCUCGGGGCUAGUUCCGGGUGGGUUCAUUAUCUGGCUUGUGUGGGAGAUCGUCCCAGGGCUGCGCCUCGGAGACGGCAAUGGCGCUGACCCAUUUUGGGCUCUCGAAGUCCACGAAAGGGAGCAGGUUCGCUUAGCUUUUCUUGAGGCUCUACCUAAGCUGCAUGAGAACGGAUGGUUCCCCCGUGUGUGCGGGGCAAGUAGCCUAGUUUGGCACCAGGAGACGCAAACACUCUAUUUUAUCGGACCCUUUGAGAAGGCCGGUAAUCCCGAACGUCCUAUUAUCUUCGGUGCCAACUGGAUUGCGGAUUUCGAUCUCGCCAAGCCGGACCCCUCUACGGAUGAACGUGAUAGUGACUGGGAUAAAGAUACUUCACGCUGGCAGUGGUAACUGAGGAGGAAGUAAGAUUGUUUUUUUGUCCUCUUACCAUGUUGGGGCUCCCGUAAUGGUUAUGAUUCGUUUAAUGACUAAGAGGAGCUCGUCCUUUGCUUUGCCGCCUUGGGAUAUGC
Paecilomyces variotii is the source of this 1177-nucleotide messenger RNA. RefSeq lists its product as hypothetical. The record is from RefSeq and is a predicted model, not a curated record. The transcript has 3 exons. Bases 282 to 1058 code for a protein of 258 amino acids. NCBI's taxonomy places the organism in Eukaryota, Fungi, Ascomycota, Eurotiomycetes, Eurotiales, Thermoascaceae.